This is a messenger RNA of Daktulosphaira vitifoliae (grape phylloxera), 1046 nucleotides long. RefSeq names its product annexin B11-like. The record is from RefSeq and is a predicted model, not a curated record. The coding region runs from base 135 to 941 and encodes 268 amino acids. Lineage: Eukaryota; Metazoa; Arthropoda; Insecta; Hemiptera; Phylloxeridae. The transcript has 2 exons.
GGAGCAAACAAAAAAAUCAGAAACAUUUCCUGACGUCUUUCCGUAGGAUUAUAAAAAGGACAUGCGAAUUUGUUCUUGAUAUCAGUCGCUUGUAUGAUCAGCUUGAAGAUACACAAAACAAAAUCAUCAUAAAAAUGAAAUUUUUUAAAGCUUGUGUCUUUGGAUUGGCUUUAAUCAGCCACUGCUUAGCUGCUGAAGAAGCUAAGACUGAUAAGAAAACUAACACCAAGAGGAGCUACAACUUGGGUUACGCCGGUCUCUCCGAUGACUCUUGGGGAUUAGGUGGAUCUUCCUGGAGCGGAUAUGGUUGGGGAGCUCCAGCCAUAUCUUCUGGAAUCGCUUCUGCCUACAGUCUAGGCUCUGAAUACGGUCUCGGCCAUCACGUGCCCACCAAAAUCAGCUCCUCUGAUCACAUUGAACAAGUUUCCGUUCCACAACCAUAUGCCGUUCCAGUCACCCGUCACGUUCCAGUCUCCGUUCCACACCCAGUACCCGUAGAAGUCCCAAGGGCCGUUCCAGUCCACGAACCUCACCCAGUCCCAGUCACCGUCAACAAACCAUACCCAGUCGAAGUUCCCCGCGCCGUCCCAGUCAGCGUACCACACCCCGUAGCAGUUGAAGUAAAUCGUGCUGUGCCAUACCCAGUAGCUCAUCCAUAUCCUGUAGAAAUUAAACAAGCCGUACCAUAUUCCGUACCUACUCCAGUCAUUACCCCAGUCCAUACUCCAGUUUUAGCCACCUCCUACGCCGCUCCAUUGUCCGGCUACUCUACUUACGGAUCAUCAUGGGGUUCAUGGCCACAUGGUUCAUCAUGGAACUCAUGGCCACAUGGUUCAUCAUGGAACUCAUGGCCACACAGUUCAUCUUUGGGAUACUCUUCCCUUGGUUAUGCUAGUGGACACAGUCACGGAUUAUCUCACUUAGCUCUUUACAAGAAGUAAACUUCGAAUCGUUUUAGUUACUUAAAAUAAUAAAAAAAAUAUAUUUUUGCAUAUAACUUAAACAUAUUUCCAAACAAGAUAUCAGUUACCAAUUUAAUUUUUAAA